UCUCUGUUAGCGUGAAUUUACUUUUUUGCCCUUACUCAACCAUUUUCCAUAUUAGUCCUAAUAUUAACACUUAAAUAUGUUAAUUAAACCCAAAAUAAAGAAUUAACUGCUAUUAUUUUAAUAAAACACAACUUUUUAUUUGGGCUUUCUUUCACUUGCUCUUCUUCUUCACUUCACGAUCUUCGGUUCACGCCAUCAAUCAUCAUCGUCGUCUUCUUCUUCUUCUUCUUCUUCUUCUUCUUCUUCUUCUUCUUCUUCUUUUUCUUCUUCCACCAUUGUCAUCUCUACAAUCUUUCUCCUUUACCUUGUCAUUCUCUUUCCUCGAACCCAGAUUAUUUCCUCCAAAUCAAGUUAUUUCUCAAACCCAGAUUAUUGAAACCCAGAUUAUUUCCUCAAACCCAGAUUAUUGCAAGCAACUCAAAUUACAAAUCUUCAACCUCAAACAAAUUGAAUUUGGAGGAGAGAGAAUCAAAGGAUGUUGAUGGGGUGAUUUUGUUAAAUUAAUCGGUGGAUUUGAAGGAACGGAGUUCGAGCUCCUAAAGCUCGGCUGCCGGAGUUUGAAAUGGAGGAGAGAGAAAGAGGUGGGGAGUGUGGGUGGUCAAAGGAAAACGGAAAAUGGGAGAAGUGGGCCGGAGUUCAAGUUCUUGUUCCGUCGUUGUUGAUGGUGGUCCACCGGCUGAUGUUGCUUCUAUGGCCGCUGAGUAUUUCGCCUAAAAACGUCAAACCCUAUACUCACCCCCACCAUCUCACAAAAUCACACCCAUUCAUUUCCUUCCCCCAUUACAAAUCGAACGGCAAAAAAUCAAAACAAAUAAAUACCUCCCAUUUCCCACAUUUUCUCCACAGUUUUUUCCUUCUUCUUUGUCAGCUUCUCUGAAUUUAUAUCCCCAAUUUUUUGGAUGAUUGUUUAGGGUUAGGAGGUUUGAAUCUGGUGCCUUGGUGGUGAGCUUGUUUUUCUUGUUUUUGUCGAUUAAUUUUUUUUAAUUAUGUUAAUUGUUGAUUGAUGUGAUUUUGAAAUUGAAUGUGGAAAAAGAAGCAAAGAGAUUGUGAUUUCUGUGAAUAAAUGAAAAGGAAAGAAAAAGAUGAAGGAAAGAAAAAAAGAAUGGAAAAGAACUAAAGUUGCAGACUUUAUUGGGAGGAGAAGGUGACAGAAUAAAGGAAAGAGAAAUUAAGAGAAAGAAAAAGGAAAAAAAAUAAUUUAAUGUUAACGGAAAAGACAACGGCACUGACAGAAAAUGGUCAAUAAUGGUAUUUUGUGAUAUUAUUACAUACGUCAAGGGUAUUUGAUGCAUUCGGGAAACAUUAGGGGUAUUUGGUGCAUUAACGCAAAUCUCGGGUUCAUUUCAUGAAAAAUCCGUUAUUUUAACCAAUUAAACUCAUUGGUUCAUUUAAUCUCUCACCUUUUUCAUUGAGACAUUAAAAUUUUCUCACUUUCCCAAUAUUAGAAUUUUGAUAAAAGUGAAAACAUUAUAAAUAAAAAACAAUUAUUUCAAAUAGAGGAAUUUCAAAUAGCUAACAUCAUUUUUUUCAAUUUUAUUUUCUUAUAGUUUCUACUUUCCCCCCAUUAUAAAUUGUGAGGGCUACAUACACUACCAUCAAGGCAUCAACCAUUUUAAACAAACUAAAAAUGGAUCUAACCAUCUUGGGUGAAGUAGAAGAAAAUGAGCUACUUGUAGAUGCACAAGCUCAUAUAUGGAGAAAUAUAUUUAGUUUUCUGAAUUCCAUGGCCUUGAAAUGUGCACUUGAACUAUCCAUCCCAGACGCCAUUAAAAAGCAUGGAAAACCCAUGACUCUUAAUGAGCUAACCAAUUCACUCCUUAUCCACCCAAACAAAACUCCGUCCCUUUCGCGCUUGAUGCGCAUUCUUGUAUCCACCAACUUCUUCUCUAACAAAAUUUUACCAGGUGGCGAAGAAUGUUUUGCUCUUACUUUGAGCUCCCAACUUCUGUUGAAAGAUCACCCUCUUUCGCAAGCUGCGUUUUCUCUUGCAAUGCUCGAUCCACGUCUUACUAAUCCAUCAUAUCAUUUAAGUAGUUGGUUUCGAAACGAUGCCGAAUCUCCUUUCCAAAUUGUUAAUGGAAGGAGUUUUUGGGAAAAAGCGGCCCUUGAACCCAAAUUUAAUGAAUUUUUUAACCAAGCCAUGGAAAGCGAUUCUCGAUUUGUUACGAGCUUUUUGGUGAGGAACAACGUUUUUAAGGGCUUAUUUGAAGGGGUGAAAUCGUUGGUGGAUGUCGCAGGCGGUAAUGGGACGACUGCUAAGGCCAUUUCUGAGGCCUUCUCAUGGUUGAAGUGCACUGUAUUUGAUCUACCACAUGUGGUUCAAGGAAUACAAGAUAGAGCUAGCAACUUGAACUAUGUUGCAGGAGACAUGUUUGACGCUAUCCCUCAUGCUGAUGCUGUCCUACUCAAGUGGAUAUUACAUGAUUGGAGUGACAAAGAUUGCAUAAAGAUACUCCAACAAUGCAAAGAGGCAAUUCCCAACAAAAAUGAUGGAGGAAAAGUGAUAAUCAUAGAUAUGGUUGUGGGCCCACAAACUAAUAACUCAAAACACAGUGAUGCUCAAUUAUUGUUUGACAUGGAGAUGAUGUCUCUUACGGGAGGAGGCAAAGAAAGAACUAAAGAGGAAUGGGAGAACAUCUUCGUUAAUGCUGGUUUUGGUCAGUAUAAGAUUUUUCCUUUUAUGGGUUUAAGGUCUGUCAUUGAGGUUUAUCCUUUAUAGAUUCUGAAUUUCUAUGUUUUUGUUUAUCACUAAGUUCGUAUUUUUUUUUUCUGAAUUCGAAUGGUUGUCUAGUUUAACGAAUUGUAUGGGUCACAUGUCAUUCUUAAUAAAUAACGAUAUUAUAUCAUCAA
Molecule: messenger RNA, 2850 nt
Organism: Spinacia oleracea (spinach)
Lineage: Eukaryota; Viridiplantae; Streptophyta; Magnoliopsida; Caryophyllales; Amaranthaceae
Product: trans-resveratrol di-O-methyltransferase
Exons: 2
Coding region: 1628-2719 (363 amino acids)
Molecular function (GO): O-methyltransferase activity; protein dimerization activity
Source: RefSeq, a predicted model, not a curated record